AUGGCGGACGUCAUGGAGAAGAUCGCGGCGAUCGAGCUGGAGAUGAGCCGCACGCAGAAGAACAAGGCGACCGCCGCGCACCUCGGAUCGCUCAAGGCGAAGCUCGCCAAGCUCCGCCGCGACCUCAUCGAGGGAUCGGGCGCCAAGUCCGGGCCGAAGGGCGAGGGGUUCGACGUGACCAAGACGGGCGACUGCCGCGUCGGCAUGGUCGGCUUCCCGUCCGUGGGGAAGUCCACGCUGCUCAACAAGCUGACGGGCACCUUCUCCGAGGUGGCGGCGUACGAGUUCACGACGCUGACGUGCAUCCCCGGCGUGAUCCGGUACCGCGGCGCGAAGAUUCAGCUGCUGGAUCUCCCCGGUAUCAUCGAGGGCGCGAAGGACGGCAAGGGACGCGGCCGGCAAGUCAUCUCCACCGCGAGAACCUGCGACGUCAUCGUCAUCGUCCUCGACGCGCUCAAGCCGCUGACGCACAAGAGGCUCAUCGAGCACGAGCUCGAGGGGUUCGGCAUCAGGCUGAACAAGGAGCCGCCGAAGAUCACGUUCAAGAAGAAGGAGAAGGGCGGCAUCAACUUCACCCCGAACAACGCGGGCGAGACCACUUUCCUGGACGAGGACACCGUCAAGCAGAUCUGCAGCGAGUACAAGAUUCAACACGCCGACGUCAAGCUGCACGACGACUGCACCGACGAGGAGCUCAUCGACGUCAUCGAGGGCAGCCGCGUGUACGUCCCGUGCAUCUACGCCAUCAACAAGAUCGACCAGAUCACCGUGGAGGAGCUGAACCUGCUCGACAAGAUGAAGCACUACUGCCCGGUGUCGGCGCACAAGGAGUGGAACCUGGACGGGCUGCUGGAGACUAUUUGGGAGUACCUCGACCUGGUGAGGAUCUACACCAAGCCGCGGGGGGUGAACCCGGACUACGAGGAUCCGGUGGUGCUCCCGCGGCGGGCGUGCACGGUGGAGGACUUUUGCAACAGGCUGCACAAGGGCAUCAUCAAAUCGUUCAAGCAGGCGCUGGUGUGGGGGCUCAGCGUGAAGCACCGCCCGCAACGGGUGGGUAAGGACCACGUGCUGGAGGACGAGGACGUGGUGCAGAUCAUCAAGAAGCAGUGA
Messenger RNA from Micromonas commoda, 1113 nucleotides. RefSeq lists its product with no specific name. The transcript has a single exon. Gene Ontology annotation, biological process: cytoplasmic translation. The coding region runs from base 1 to 1113 and encodes 370 amino acids. Gene Ontology annotation, molecular function: GTPase activity; GTP binding. NCBI's taxonomy places the organism in Eukaryota, Viridiplantae, Chlorophyta, Mamiellophyceae, Mamiellales, Mamiellaceae. Gene Ontology annotation, cellular component: cytoplasm. The record is from RefSeq and is a predicted model, not a curated record.